CAACUGUUUCGGACGCGCUCUGCGCGCUCACCAACCGACUUCACUCCUGAUACAGCAUUAACACGCACUUGGCGAGCGCUCGCGCUGAGAUGUUGGCAGGUGCGUUAGCGUUGAGUGUCAUCCUUGCUGCUUUGCCAGGUUGUCUAGGAAGGUGGAGCGUGACCUUCUCGCGUAGGGACAUCUGCGUUUGGGCCGGGACCACCGUCACACUACCCUGUCGCUAUGACUACCCGUCGGGUCACACAGUGAGGCGGGUCACGUGGUUCCGUGUGUCGGCGGAGGGCAAGAGGGAGUUGGCCUACCACUCAGACCCCUCCAUGAUUAGCUUGUCGUACCGUGGACGCAUACGCUACACGGGCAGCCAGAGAAGCUGUGGCGUCCAGAUCACGGGCGUGAAGCUGAGCGAUGGCGGCCAGUACCACUUCAGGUUUGAGACAGACCACCCCCAGGGACGCUGGACCUCCCCUGACACAGUCACUCUGUCCGUCACAGACCUCCAGGUUCAGGUGCACCCAGCCAGGACAGCCAACAUGUUUGCCCAGGGUGAGACAGUGUACCUUGGCUGCCAAGCACGAGGAUGCGGGGCGCCAGGCCGGACCCUGGCUCUCUAUAGGAACGGUCUCAACCUGGGCUCGCCUGACCGUUGGAUCACUGUCUAUAACUUUGACAGCCAGCACGCCGGCACCUACACCUGCCGGCCAAUCCCACCACAGAACGUCCAGUCCCCGCCACUGGUCCUGGCAAUGGGAUAUGCCCCCCGCUCCACGUAUGUGGUGGUCAAUCCUGGGGGGCCGGUGUCAGAGGGGGAGUCAGUGACCCUGACUUGCAGCAGUAACGCCGCCCCUCCCGUGGAGAGCUUCGCCUGGUUCAAAGACCAGGAGAGUGGCAGCAUCCCGGACAGCUUCAGUCCCCAGCUCCUCCUGCCCAGGGUGGCACACACCGACCACGGGGAGUACUCAUGCGUGGCACGCAACCCUCUGGGCACCGAGCGCUCCAAAGCGGUCCUGCUCAGCGUCAGCUAUUCCCCAAAGGGCACCAGGGUUCUUUUCAGCCCUCAAGGUGACAUCAGAGAGGGCUCCCCUGUCAACCUGAGCUGUAGCAGCCAAGCCCGGCCCCCUGUGGACCGCUGGGCCUGGUACAGGGUGCUGGGGGACCAGGUCUGGGCCAAGGGAGCCAGCCAGAACCUGUCCUUCCUCAGUGUGCGCUCCCACCACGCUGGGCAGUACUACUGUACCACCUGGAAUCGCCUGGGGCACCUCACCUCCCCGUUUGCCUCCCUCACUGUGCUCUACCCUCCUAAGAACACGUCCGUGCUGGCCCGUCCCUCCGGUGUGGUGGAUGCGGGUCGGCCCCUCACGCUGACCUGCAGCAGCCAGGCCAAUCCUGCUGUGGAUAACUUCACCUGGCACCGCCUGGGCUCUGCACAGGCCUGGGGAACCCGAUCAGGCUCCAGCUACACCUUCCAUGAGGUUGGCCCCGGGGAGAGCGGACAGUACUACUGCGAGGCCCGGAACCGCAUCGGAACCCACAGCUCACCCAUCCUCACUGUCAGGGUCAGAGGCCGUCUGAAGGUCAUAGCCCUCGCAUCGGCAGUGGGUGUAUCCGCAGGACUCAUUACUCUCACCGUGGCGAUCAUGAUCAGUAAAAACAUGCACCGUGUAGACAUGGAGUCUCCAGACGAAAUCAAAAAGAGAGCAUCUGUGACAGGUGACACCCUUUUCCAGGAGUCUGUCCAGCAGACGUUUCAUCUCAGGCAAAGCAACAUGUCAGACAUCCCGGAAGAGCCAGAGGAGUUCUGUGAGACUUCCCAUCCCGCCAUUGUUCCCUUGAAAGAUGCUCCACCCAUCACAGAAGCAGAAAGCUCUGCCCUCAACUACAUUACUGUACACUAUUCUAGAAAACCCAGUCUGGAUCAGGUGCAGGUCACAAAGCCUAAAGCUAAUCUACCACUGGAGGGAGACAGAGGUUCCAAGGAUUCUACAAAAGUUGUUUACACUGUCCUGGCACGGCCUCACCAAUAGAGGGCAGCAGAGGAGAAUUAAGAGCACCUGACCAAAGAGGAACCAGCAGCAUCACUCCCUUCUAUCCCACCGCCACAGAAGAUUGGAAGCCUCCUCCCACACAUACAUAUAGACACACACUCAAACAACUAAACAUGUUGACCUACUACGUCUAAUUUACUGUCAGUAGAGUUUAAUUGUCUGUAGCAGCUUAAAGAACACAGCAACUGUAGCUUUACCUCAGUCUAGCCCACUGUAAUUCUGUCAAAUGUGUUGAUGAGUCAAGGCUUUGGCUGCAUGUCCAUUGAUAGCAUGAAAUGUUAGCCACACAUCCCUCAGUACCUGCAUAUAGAUUGGAAAAUAGAUAGUUGGAACAGCACAGAGGAUGAGGAAGACAGUCGUGUUUGUCUUAUGGUACUAAAACAGAUAUGUAUGGAAUCUGUUAUUGAACUCAUGAUCCAGUGAUUAUGAAAAUACUCCAGCCUGCUAUUGGUUAAAUAAAGUUUAUAAAGUAAGAUGCUGUUGAUAU
Hypomesus transpacificus is the source of this 2529-nucleotide messenger RNA. RefSeq names its product B-cell receptor CD22. The transcript is spliced from 12 exons. Lineage: Eukaryota; Metazoa; Chordata; Actinopteri; Osmeriformes; Osmeridae. Bases 90 to 2021 code for a protein of 643 amino acids. The record is from RefSeq and is a predicted model, not a curated record.